Molecule: messenger RNA, 3250 nt
Organism: Eleginops maclovinus (Patagonian blennie)
Lineage: Eukaryota; Metazoa; Chordata; Actinopteri; Perciformes; Eleginopidae
Gene: rab23
Product: RAB23, member RAS oncogene family
Exons: 7
Coding region: 468-1175 (235 amino acids)
Biological process (GO): vesicle-mediated transport
Molecular function (GO): GTP binding; GTPase activity
Source: RefSeq, a predicted model, not a curated record
AGCCAGCUAGCCAGUUGCCUUUAGCUACUCUCAUGCGCAACGUAGGUAGCAGUAACGAAGGCUUGCGGAUAGAUAGCAAUGCAUUUUCAUCCCGUUCAUGUCACUUAUUUAUGUCAGUUGUAGAUGUUGAUUCAACUUUACCUUUCGUUUUGAAGCUGAGAACAUUUGGUCUGUGUAGUAAAUCUAUAUAUCACUGACGGGCGGAGGAGAAGGCUCUUUUCGUUGGGAAAAGUGGCUAACAUUAGCUAGGAAACCUUAGCACCCGAGUCACCAGCGUCUCCUAUUGCCACAGAGGGAGGCUGGAGAUAUGUGAUUGUGGUUCAGCCGGCGGAUGAGCUCAUCUAAUGUUGGCAGACACUGGAUGAGUUGAAACGUGAUUUUACAGUUGCAGGUAUACGUGUUCGUGUCACAUCACUAUAUCUACCCGGGCAGAGUGGAACUGAGUGAGCCAGCCAGACAUCGCCACCAUGUUGGAGGAGGACAUGGAAGUGGCCAUCAAGGUGGUGGUGGUUGGCAAUGGAGCCGUCGGCAAGUCGAGCAUGAUCCAACGGUACUGCAAAGGCAUCUUCACUAAGGACUACAAAAAGACCAUCGGGGUGGACUUCCUGGAAAGGCAGAUUCUUGUGAAUGACGAAGAGGUCAGACUGAUGCUGUGGGACACGGCCGGGCAGGAGGAGUUUGACGCUAUCACUAAGGCCUACUACCGAGGUGCCCAAGCAUGUGUGUUGGUCUUCUCCACCACGGACAGAGAGUCAUUUCAGGCUAUUGACAGCUGGAGGGAGAAGGUGGAGGCCGAGGUGGGAGAUAUUCCCACAGUCCUAGUGCAGAACAAAAUUGAUCUCCUGGAAGACACCGUUAUAAAAAACGAGGAGGCAGAAGGUCUGGCUAAAAGGCUCAAGCUGAGAUUCUAUCGAGCUUCAGUAAAAGAGGACCUUAAUGUCAACGAGGUUUUUAAGUACCUAGCUGAUAAGUACCUUCAGCGGCUCAAACAGCAAACAGCAGAGGAGACAGAGGUGCUCCAUACAACCAGCAAUAAAAUAGGUGUUUUUAAUACCACGAGUAGUAAUAUCUGCAACCAGAACUCCAGCAACGGCAGAGAAGUCAUCACUUUACGACCUAACAAACAACGGACCAAGAAGAGUAAAAAUCCUUUCGGAAGCUGCAGCCUACUCUAGAUAGAACAUCAUUUAGUUUUAGUUUUGUUUCUAAGACUAAAUUGGUCAUUGUUGUAUUCUGUGGAGCUAGCCACAUUUAGAGACCAAAGCCCAAGACUGGGAACUACUCCUCUAUACUACAUUAAUAACCUGAUGAUUAAUCUGUACCUUAAGUUGUUUCCCUACAUUGAUGGUUACAUUUCCUUACAUUCAGCCUUGGAUUUCCCUCAAUGACCUGCGCACAAAAUCCCGUCCUUGUGGUUGCCAUAACAGCAACAGCUGCAGCUACACUACAGUACUGUAUGUAGUUUAUAUAUAACAUGACUUACAAUCCUCUCUCCAAAACAGCAAAUUUUGCACUCUGGCUCUGUGAAAACUUCAGUGUAUGACUUCUAAACUCACCCGUCCUGUGUUGGACAUAUAAUCUGUGCAAUAGGUUUGCAUGUAUUGUAAAAGAUUCACAGAUCCUUUUGAACCAUAUUUGUGGUUUAAACUAUUCUGUGGAUAAAAACACUAUCCAGAGUGAAGUCUCUGUGAUGGAGUAUUUUUGUACGAAUCACUAGUGUUGAGUGAUAUUUUCACUGAAGUGUUGACAUAGUGCCAAAUUUCCACUUUCCCAGCUGUGGGUAAAUAUGAACACUGCAGUAACAUGGAUGUAUCAUGAAAAUAAUAGAAUGUGCUUUUAUGUAUAACCAAAUAUGAAACACUAACUGGUCUUAUAUAUGUCUGCUUACAGCUUGUUUGAGGGUUUGUUAAUCAAGACUUUCACAGAGUUGAGAUGUAAAACACGAGUCACAGUUAUAGCACUAUGAUUUUGAUUGCAGUUUACAUAUUUAAUUGUGCAUUUCUUUAACUUUGGUACUGCUUUGAAUUACUUAUGAAAAGUCUCAGACUAAAACACAUUUUAGAUGACACAACUCUCUUUGUAUCAUUUCAAACACUAUAUAUUUUUAACAUUUCAAUCACUAAGCAUGGUUUGAUUUCUUGUUUUGGAUUUAGUGGUUUGGCUUCUGCAGUAUGUAAUCAAUUUAUUUUGUAAAUGUUGAUAUCAGUAUUGUUACUGAUUGUCAGGAUGGAAUAUUUUUGCUUGUUUGUGCUUGAAUAUGCAAGAAAAAUCAGUUUCUUCUCAACACACGACAAUACUCAAAAGAUCUCUAAACUAAUUCCCAGACCUCAAAACAGCUAUCUGUGAACUGUAUGAUACUGCCCUGUCUGCAUCAGGUUUUCCUAAAGCUCAUUAUCUGAAAGUUUACGAAGCACAAAAAGAAUGUGGUGAUGUGGAAAAGGCCACUAACUGACAGUUUUACAUGCAAUUGGUAUAAGACAACUGGGAGUCAUGCUCCUAUUAAAAGGUUUUGUAACAGAUCUCAGAUUUUUGUUACAAGCUUUUCCCAGAUUUAUUCAAAAUACCUCGAUUCUCAAGACCUUUAGAUAAGACGGUUGUGAAAAUCCCAACGGGUGCUUUUAAAAUGCUCCAGUUUAUUGUGUCACAUUUUAACAGUUCUCAUUUGGUUGUGCUGUUUUGAGGGGGAAACAUGGAAAGUGUGUCUUAACUGUAAUGCAUGCAAGCCUUUUUUUUCAGUGAAUGCUGAACCACGGUUACAAUGCCACCAUGACUCGUCCUUGUUUACAUUCUUCCCACCAUUUUAAUCCCUACUCUUGCUGUUUGUAUACAAUUGCCUGCACAGUAACUCUGUAAAUAACUAUUUCCUGAGCUUUGUAACAUUGUGUGUACUUUGGCUUUUUUGCUUUUUUUGCCUGAAUGGAUAUAGCGCACUUUAUCAUGAAGAUGGCAUAUAAUCUUAAAGAACCAUAAGUUAAAACUAACAAUGUGCUGUCACUCAGGUGUUGUAAUGAUCUGUGUGUCUUACUGUUAAUAUACCUUAUCACACGUGACUUCAUGAAUCAAUCUGACACAUUUAGAUGUUUGCUUUCAGACUGACAAAAACAACACAUUGUUGGAUUUUUGUUUUUAACAGUGAAAAAAAUGUAUAACAACUUUUAAGUGUGCCACACAACUGCACACCCAAUAUUAUGUUUGUGGUGGGGAGUUGAUGGUGAUAUGACAUUAAUAAAACUUUAAUUUUUUUCUUGAG